Molecule: messenger RNA, 378 nt
Organism: Acromyrmex echinatior (Panamanian leafcutter ant)
Lineage: Eukaryota; Metazoa; Arthropoda; Insecta; Hymenoptera; Formicidae
Product: odorant receptor 10-like
Biological process (GO): detection of chemical stimulus involved in sensory perception of smell; sensory perception of smell
Cellular component (GO): plasma membrane
Molecular function (GO): odorant binding; olfactory receptor activity
Source: RefSeq, a predicted model, not a curated record
AUGGUACUUGUGAUAGACAAUUUGCAUACAACAUUACCUCAAAUAUUGACUGACAGAAAAAUAGAUAAAGCUCUCAUCAUACAAGGAUAUUUCUCAAUAUUAAUUUUUAUUGUCUUAUUGAUGAAUACUUUUCUUUUUUGUGGAGCAGGAGAACUAGUAACAAAGCAAAGUAAUGCAGUAUAUCAUGCAAUGUGCGAUCUUGAAUGGUACAAAUUGGAAUCAAAGAAGGCGAGAAAUCUUAUUUUGUUAAUGAUGCGAGCUAAAUAUCCUUUUUGUAUCACUGCGGGAAAGAUUUUUCCAUUAACAAUGGCUACUUUUUGCAGCAUAUUAAAAUCAUCAAUGGGCUAUAUAUCGUUUUUAAUGACAAAACAUGGCUAA